UUUAAGCCAUCUUUUCCCCCAACCCUAGAACCUCCGUGAAGCGCGAAACCAGAGCUUAGGGUUUUCCUCUCACUCGCAGAUCUCUUCGCUCUUCGCUUCGCCUUCAGAUUUCUCAAGAUGUAUACUGCAGCGAGGAAAAUCCAGAAAGAUAAGGAUUCUGAACCCACUGAAUUUGAGGAAUCAGUUGCACAGGCAUUCUUUGAUUUGGAGAAUACCAACCCAGAAAUCAAGAGUGACUUGAAGGAUCUAUACAUAAAUUCUGCUCUUCAAGUGGAUGUCUCUGGCACCCGAAAGGCUGUUGUUAUACAUAUCCCCUACAGACUGAGAAAAGCUUUCCGCAAGAUUCAUGUUAGGCUUGUGAGAGAGCUUGAGAAGAAGUUCAGUGGGAAGGAUGUGAUCUUCAUUGCCACUCGGAGGAUAGUGAGGCCCCCAAAGAAAGGUUCUGCUGUUCAACGGCCCCGUAGCCGCACACUCACUUCUGUGCAUGAGGCAAUGCUGGAAGAUAUUGUUCUGCCUGCUGAGAUAGUUGGGAAGCGCAUUAGAUACCGUCUUGAUGGAUCCAAGAUAAUCAAGAUUUUCUUGGACCCAAAAGAACGCAACAACACUGAGUACAAGCUGGAGACCUUUGCUGCAGUUUACAGGAAGCUUUCAGGCAAAGAUGUUGUCUUUGAGUACCCGCUGACCGAGGCUUAGAUAUACUCGUUGAUUUGUCUCUGUUACAUGUCUUUUUCCCUUAACAACUGCAUUUAGUGGGCACUAUUUAAAAUUUUGAUGUUAAUGAGUUGGCUUAGGAAGCAGGAAACCGUUGUGAAGUUUCUUAUUUCUUUUUGAUCUACUUUAUGCCCCCUGGAAUUGUUUGGUUUUAUGUAGGAUUCCUAUCCUUUCAAGGAAUUUUCAUUAUUCUCGGUAUGGCAUCUUGGAGUUUGGAAAUUAUUGGUCA
Messenger RNA from Vitis riparia (riverbank grape), 940 nucleotides. RefSeq names its product 40S ribosomal protein S7. Gene Ontology annotation, cellular component: small-subunit processome; 90S preribosome; cytosolic small ribosomal subunit. The transcript has 6 exons. Gene Ontology annotation, biological process: rRNA processing; ribosomal small subunit biogenesis; translation. Bases 118 to 693 code for a protein of 191 amino acids. NCBI's taxonomy places the organism in Eukaryota, Viridiplantae, Streptophyta, Magnoliopsida, Vitales, Vitaceae. Gene Ontology annotation, molecular function: structural constituent of ribosome. The record is from RefSeq and is a predicted model, not a curated record.